CUAAAACACAUGACUUCAUGAAAUAUAACAUCAAUUUGACAAUGUUGUCAAACAAUAUUCUUCUAGUUUUUCAUAUUUUGUCUAUAUUAUCACAACUGUAUCUUGUAAUUGGUGAUAGUUAUAGAUUGCCUAGUUGCAUAAUUCCCAAACAUUAUAAUCUCAAAAUUUUGACCAGCGUUGAGGAUGAGAUAGCUUACACAGGAACACUGGAAAUUGUUGUACAGUGUAUAAAUUCUAGUGAAAAACUAUCACUUCACAGAGAUAGCAGUAUCAAAUUGAACAGAAUUGAAUUAAACGAGAUAGAAACACCUCAAAAUUAUGAACCAGGAAAUAAAGUUAUUCUAGAAAAUAUUUUAUACAGUAAUAAGAUGCAAUUUUUGACAAUAACCACUUCAGAGAAUCUCAAAGAAAAUCAACAUUACCUCAUAUUACUUGAUUUCGAAGGAAACUUAUCUGAGAUUCACUCAGGAAUAUUCAGGGGAAAUCACUCAACUUCAUCUGGUACAAGUUAUUACGCUAUCACAAUUUUUGAGCCAAUGGGAGCGAGAAGAGCUUUUCCAUGUUUUGAUGAACCUGGAAUGACAGCAACUUUCCAACUAACCAUAGGAAGGAAAGAGAAAUUUAAAUCAAUAAGCAACAUGCAGCUGGUUCAAUCUGAUGCUGUUGAAGGAAAAGAGGGCUGGUACUGGGAUCAUUUUAUGAACUCAUUUCUGAUGUCAACGUAUCAGGUCUGUUUCAUGAUAUAUGAUACAGAAUUCACUUUGAUGGAAAAACAAGUAAAUCAGGUUAAGAUUCUCACCAGACAAGAAAUGCGAACCCAAUUGAACCUGAUUACGAAAACAAGUCCCAAGUUGCUGGUCUAUUUGCAGAAGUAUUUUCAAGUACCUUUUCCAUUCCCAAAACUGGACAUUAUAACUUUGCCUCAUUCUAUUGGUAAUAAAGAUUCGAUGUCUACACCUGGUUUGCUAAUCAUUAAUGAACAACUGUUAUUUUAUGAACCCUUCAGUAUGAAACAAGAUACAAUCCAGGAAAUCCUUCAUGAUGUAGCGGAAAAAAUGGCAUAUCAAUGGUUUUCCGUGAUAGCUGUAGACUGGUGGUCAGAUGUUUGGUUUGAAAAUAGCCUGGCAAGCAUCAAUGCUCAUAAUGCCCUAAGUGAAAUGUCUGGCGAUACUUUAAUCGAAGAAGAUAUAGCGGAUGCUAUUUUGUCAUUCUUUCACCUAUUAGGAGGUCUACCGCUUCCAGAAGCAAUAUUUGGUGAUUCUACUUCCGUUACAGCUGCCAUUUAUUCAAUCGAUUACAGAAAAUGCGAUUUGCUUUUACGUAUGGCACAUUCUAUAGUAAAAAAAGAAAUCAAUAUCAGAGAUCUAUCCACUAAUUUUAUAAAACAAAAUUCGUAUCAGAAAGUCCAUUUGAAUGAUUUCUGGAAAAUGUUAGAAAGUUAUGCUCCGAAACCUUUAUUCGCCGAAGAAGCACCUUUGAGCAUUGUUAUGGCAAGUUGGGCUAAUCAAGUUGGCUUUCCAGUAGUGGAAGUAAUAAGAAAUUAUGAAUCGAACACUGCAGUCUUGAAACAACGAGCAUAUACUUGGACGGAUGAAUACCAACGCCAUUGUUGGUGGAUUCCUAUUAAUUACGUCACUAAAAGUAAUCGAAAGAAUCCUGAUAUAAGGGGUUGGUUGAAAUGCCCCAACGAAAUUGUUGAAAUAGGACCUCUUUCACCAUCUGACUGGAUCCUUCUCAAUCCAAACGUUGAUUGGUUAUAUAAAGUUGAAUACGAUGUUGAAAACUGGAUGCUUUUAUAUUCAACUCUUAAAGAUCCCUCGUUAUAUACAAUAGUACCAUCUCUAAAUAGAAUGCAAUUAGUGAAUGAUGUAUUCGAUUCUACUGCAAGGGGUAAUUUGACUAUUAAGUUUUUAUUACAAUUCAUGGAAUUUUUAAAACAUGAUGAUAGUUAUGCAGUUUGGUCAGCCUGUUAUGAAAAUAUGGUCAUAUUGAAAUGGAGACUACAAUAUGAACAAGAAGCAUUAAGUCUAUUGAAUUUAUAUAUGCAGAAUAUAUUAAGACCUCAUUUCAUUACUAGGAAAUCUGAUGCUAGAAAAUCCAGCUCAAAGAAUGUUUCUUUUGAUGUCCUUAUCACUAGUGCUUCAUGCUUUUUCGACUUUCGAAAUUGUGUGAGGGAAGUGAAAAAUGCAUUCAAGAAAUUUCGAGAAAUGAAACAACCAUUCCACAUAGCACCUCCAUUUUCAAUUGAUCAGAGGGAUAUUAUUUUCUGUUAUGCAAUCAAAUACGGCAACAUCGAUGAUUUUGAAUUUCUUCUGAGGGCUUUUGAUAAAUCUAUGAAUAUUUUUGAAAGGGAGGACAUGUUGAGGGGAUUAUACUGCACACAAAAUGCAUCUCUACUUCGAAAACUUCCUACUAGUAGACGACUCAAACGGCACUCCGAAAAUAUGUUUAAAAAAAAAAGAAUAUUCAGAAAUGUUGAAAAUUUUACAUCGAAUACAUUCGAUGAGGUGAAACAUACCAGUGGUGUUAAUAGAGAUGCAACUAGUGUAAUAAAAGUACUGAAGAGAAAUGAAGAAUCUGCAAAUUUAUCAGCUGAGCAUUCUACAACUACAAUGGAAACAAGUUCUGAAUACACUGAAAAUGCGAUUACCCUGGGAGAUACAAUGGAGUCAACUCUCGAAGAUACGACAACAGAUAUGGAAAAUACGUCAGUUCAAUCUACUACUAGUAGUUCAGAAGGAUCUGCAGAUGAGGGUCAGGGUAGAGGAGAUACGGACAGUCCAAGUUUUGAUUUUAUAAUUCGACAUAGUACGUUCGAUAUUGUCUCAGAUUUCUUUUACAAAAAGAUCAAAACCAUCAGCCAGUUAGAGGCCCUUCAUUAUAUAAGGCUCUUCUCCGAAAGAAUAAUAACCGAUAAGGAUAUAGAUCAUUUCGAGAAAUUCUUCGAAGAAAAUAAAGAGAAUUUCAAAGAUUUGCAGGAUCAUAUAAAAAUAAGAAUUCACUAUAUCACUCAACAGUUGAAAUGGCUGAAAAAAGAAAGAAGGAAUGUGGUUGAAGCUUUUAGGAAAGAGAUGAUGAUUAUUCCGGAGAGGAAAUCUGCUGCUUCAAGAAGGUGUAUAAAGUAUUCAUUGAAAUUAAUGAGUAUAAUUUGUAUUUUGCGUGUCUUCAUUCUCCGAAAUUGUUUUUAUUGAAAUUUUUAUUCCAUUUGGCACCUAAUAAUUCCAAGCAUUCUUAUACAAUUUUCAGUCAAGCCUUAAAUGAUUGUCAUAGCUUCAAAUCAGCUGAAUUGUCGAAGAAUAUAAUUUCUUUAAAAACAUUUCUUAACAGUGUCUAAACUUAUUAUGUUAGAAGUUUUGUAUAUAUGUGCUAAAAUUUGGACUUUUUCGGGAAAUAAAUUAUGUGCCCCUUCCUGAA
Molecule: messenger RNA, 3414 nt
Organism: Harmonia axyridis
Lineage: Eukaryota; Metazoa; Arthropoda; Insecta; Coleoptera; Coccinellidae
Product: glutamyl aminopeptidase-like
Exons: 3
Coding region: 18-3191 (1057 amino acids)
Biological process (GO): peptide catabolic process; proteolysis
Cellular component (GO): cytoplasm
Molecular function (GO): peptide binding; zinc ion binding; metalloaminopeptidase activity
Source: RefSeq, a predicted model, not a curated record